AUGUCCUGGCGCUGUCAUAUCGCUCAUGUACAUGCAGCAGGUUUUGUUCUCCUCGUCACGUGGGCCUGGUGGCGAUGGAAGCAACGUUCCGGUGCAGAGCGGUGGCAGCCGGACCAGCGGCGGCAGGAGGGCUCCGUGAGCUUUGAGCUACCACCCGAGGCCUUCUUCCGAGCCGAGGCCAAGGCUGCACGAGACCUGGGCGUGCUGGCAGUCGCCAUCUUGCGCGCGCGCCGUGGCUACGCCUCGGUACUGGAGCUCUUUGCUGGGAGCGGCCUGCGGGCGGCCAGGUAUCUGGCGGAAGGCAGCUGCGACUUCAUUUGGGCCAACGAGGCCAACCAGGAUGUGCAUCAAGCGGUGGUGGUGAACCUCACGCGUGCGACGGGACGAACGGGACGGGUUGGCCGCUGUGAUGACCUGCUGCCGGAGUGGGCCGCCCCGGCCCGGUCCUGGCGACUGCAAGAGGGCCUUCCACUGCAUGGCUGUGAGGCAGGGGCGCACCCUGGCUGGAGGUCUUGCAGGCAGGCGGACAAAGACUCCGCGUCGGUGGCCGUUGGGUGGCGUGUGACGCACUGGGAGGCCAGAGCCUUGUUGGGCUAUUGCCGCGCCACGCAUCGACAAUUCGAUGUGGUUGAUGUGGAUGCCUUCGGGUGUUGGACUCACAUUGGUGAUGCGCUCGAAGCUGUACGGCCAGGUGGCCUCUUGUAUCUCACCGCCACGGGAUUGACCUCCUGGAAGCCUUCUCGCUCCUUUCGGGCCUUGGGCUGUUUGGGCCGCUGCCCACCGGCUGAGACCAUCCACGACCAGAUGUGCCGCGCACUGGUGUGGCACGUGGCACAGACGGCUGACCGGCUCAACCUCGUGGCGGAGACGAUGUUCACGCUCUACCGAGCCAGUGGAGACGUUUACCGUCUGAUGUUCCGGGUGACGCGACGCUACGGAGAGAGCUCGUUGCUUCCACAGUGCGUGGGCCUUUGCGCUUGCGGCAGCUUUGUAGGGCCAAUAGAAGCUGAGGCCUUGUUUGGCGCGAGGAGCUUCAGCCGCAACUGCGAGGCGUGCUCCGGUGAAGUGGCCUUUUGGGGGCCACUCUGGGUUGGCCCUCUGCAGUCAGAGGACUUCUUAGAGGAGCUGCAGCGAGAUGCAGAACAGUACGGGCUCCAAGGCACGAGGGGACUGGGGAGGCGAUCCAAAGAAGUCCGCAGUCGCAAAUUUCCGCUACUGGCAACUCUCCGCGCUGAGAGCCUUUGGCCGCCGCCGCGCCCCUGGACGUUGCGGCUGAGCGAACUGGCGCGGCGUGCGCGGCGAGCGCCUGUGAAGCUCCAACGGCUUUUGGAGGGGUUGCAAGCUGAAGGGCACAGUGCUGGUCGAGUUCGCCAACUGGGGUCAGACUCUUGGAGAUUUGAGUGA
Molecule: messenger RNA, 1404 nt
Organism: Durusdinium trenchii
Lineage: Eukaryota; Dinophyceae; Suessiales; Symbiodiniaceae
Source: the annotation of a GenBank genome assembly